UUUCCGGGAGCGGGAUGCGCCGUCGUCUUUUCAAUUCCUCUCUAGGUAAUUAGAGCAAGACCUUUGGUUCCUGCGGAUCAUCUUCUAAUUAGGCCAACCCCUUAUAAAUGCAUCCUGUAGAUCGUCAAUCUCAUCUCUACUUACAAGCUUCCAAGGUUAUUAUCAUAUAUUGAUAGUUGACUUUCAGAAGUAGAGGUCUAUAGUGGGUAGCGUUAUCGAUUCCGAAGUGGAACUCGAAUGGAAUGGCUAUUUUCUCAAGGUAAUACGAUUGUUGUAGGUAAAGACCAUCCCCGUUAAACCAUAAAGGGGUUGGUAAUGAGAUCGGGAUUUCUAUCAUAAACCCCGCAUCGCGCCUCCGCUUGAGUCGGUUUUCACAACCGAAAGCCCCGGGUCGCCCAUGGUCCAUGGAUUUGUUUCCUGGCUCAUAGCGGUACUUGCCGUCCAAACAAAACGAUUAAUAACGGCUGACGGUUACGGAUUCAUAAUCUUUUGAUACCGAACCAUUCAUUGUACCAUUUUCUUACUAUUCAUCUGCGUCACCCCUGAACACGCCAUGAUUCCCGUCGCAAUCGUUGGUGGCGGUCCAGUCGGGCUCGUUUCCUCAAUUCUUUUAUCUAUGAGUGGUAUAGACCAUAUCGUAUUUGAGCAAUAUCCUGACACAUCGAUUCAUCCGAAGGCAUUGGGUAUCAAUCAAAGAACAGUUGAAAUCUUCCAGCAUUUGGGGAUUGAGGAAGAACUCAUCAAACACCGUGCUCCAUUUGAAUCAGUCUCUCAUACCGCGUGGUAUACCGGCUUAGGAAAAGAGGAUAUCGAAAUAGUGAAGAGGGAAGCUUGGGGCGCUGGGGAGCGUUCCGAAGAAUAUCAGCGUAACAGCCCCGCCCAAUAUAGUAUAUUGCCACAGAUACGCUUAGAACCCAUCCUGAAGCGUCGAGCCUUGAGUCUAAACCCGAAUGCUAUACGAUACAGUACGAAAGUUCUCGGCGUUCGGGAAGAGGACGAAUCGGUGAUUCUUCUCGUUCGCACUAAAGAUGGAGUCGAGGAAGAAGUUCACGCGCAAUACGUGCUGGGCGCUGAUGGCGGUCGUGGGUUUGCGCAAAACAUCGGGAUCGAUUGGGAAGGAAAGCAAGACAUUGUAGAGAUGAUGACCGUGCACUUCAAAGCUGAGCUUGAGGCUCUUCAUCCGGAUAAGAACGUUUUUCUCUCCUGGCUUAUUAAUCCAACGAUGAGAGGAAGUCUCGGGACGGGCUACUGCUAUCAUAUCGGCCCCUACUAUCCAGAAAGAGAGGCAAAUUCGGAGUGGGUAUUCGCCUUCCCUCGUCUGCCAGAAGACCCAAGUACUUUCGAGAAUGAGGAUACGAUUAAGCGAAUUCAAAGGAGUUUAGGCAUCCCAGACUUAGAUAUCAAUCUUCUGAGCAUCAGCAGCUGGACGGUUAACGCGAUUGUAGCACAGCAAUAUAGGAGCAAAGGUGGAAAGGUCUUCCUAGUCGGAGACGCAGCUCAUCGAUUCCCGCCGUGGGGUGCGCUUGGAAUGAACACAGGGAUCCAGGAUGCUUACAAUCUCAUUUGGAAACUUGUGUUUGCUCUCCGGUCGCCUGAUCCAAAACGCUUCGACAAUCUCCUCGAUACCUAUGAAGCUGAGAGACAGCCUAUCGCUCGUCGGGUCGCGUCGAACAGUCUGUCGAAUAUGCUCAAUCAUGGCAAUGUGAUGGACACCGCUAUCGGGAUCUCGCCCGACGCAGCUGUCGAAAGUAAUCUCGAAGCGGUUAGGGCAUUCUCUGACCCAAACCAUCCUCAAUACAAGGCGAAGAGGGAUGCGGUUAAGAAGGCGGCAGAAGAUCUAGAUCUUGAAUUUAAUGCUCCAGGCAUAGAGAUCGGUUGGUUCUAUCCGAGCGCAGACAUAAACCGUGAAGGCGAUAAGACACGCCAUGAUGGUCAAUUGCUAGAAGACGGUGAGUAUGACAUUACGGACUACCAUCCUUCGACUAUCCCGGGCCACAAUUUACCGCAUGCCUGGUUGAAAAGGGGAGAUAAAGAAGUGUCAACGCGGCAUCUGAUCCGACAUGACUCGUUUCUGCUUUUGGUGAAUUCACCUCAAUGGGUGCCGCUCCAGAGCGAACUCAUCCACGUGGAAGUUAUCGACAAUAAAGAAGGAUGGACAGAUCGAGACGGUACGUGGAAUAGGUUAUGUAAUGUAGGAUCUACAGGUGCUGUUCUAGUCAGGCCGGAUGGCAUAGUUGCAUGGCGAGCGCAGGAAUGGAUAUAUGAGCGGGAAUGGAUCUAUGAGGGUAAGGGAUUGUUUCCUGGCGUAUUAGAUAAUGUCCUAAAACCUCGCCGCCACGAAGAUUAGUAACCAAUAUAUCACUUACGUAACCACAUUUUAUAAAAAUAAUCUCCAAUGCUUAUGUAAAGAGGGAGGUGAGAUAAAAUGAGUCAGCAGAAACGCCACGGAGCUGUUUAGUCAUUGUCCUUUUUCUUUCUCUGGCUCUAUCAUGUGGGCUCCUACCAAUCUUCCAUCGGCCAUGACUCUUUCUGACUGGCGGACGUGCCAAAGGACGAAAGGAUAUACAAGGUCGCAUAUGAGAGAC
Annulohypoxylon maeteangense is the source of this 2585-nucleotide messenger RNA. Its product is annotated as FAD binding domain-containing protein. Gene Ontology annotation, molecular function: FAD binding. The transcript has 2 exons. Lineage: Eukaryota; Fungi; Ascomycota; Sordariomycetes; Xylariales; Hypoxylaceae. The record is from RefSeq and is a predicted model, not a curated record. Bases 554 to 2347 code for a protein of 597 amino acids.